CAUCGUGUGUACCACAUAAGACUAGACGAGUCGCGACACUUGAUUCUGGGCGCUACGAAAUCUCAGCCGCUGAGGAUUCCACCAAUCUCCGGCCUCCGCCGUCCACCGCCGUGUGAGGCACGGAGUCCGAACUACAAGAUUUCCUUCCGUUGAUCGAUCGGAGUUGUUUUUGUUUUCUUUGCGGAAGGAUACACGGGGAAAAGAUGGAUCUUUCUGUCGUUCAAGGUUUUUCGAAGUCCCUAGCAAUGACGAUUUUGUCCGAGAUCGGGGACAAGACUUUUUUUGCGGCUGCAAUACUAGCAAUGCGCCACCCGAGAAGGCUUGUGUUGUCAGGUUGCCUUGGAGCUUUGAUUGUUAUGACUAUAUUAUCAGCUGUUGUGGGCUGGGCUGCUCCGAAUCUGAUUCCACGUAAGUGGACUCACCAUAUCACAACACUACUGUUUCUGGGAUUCGGCUUGUGGUCCCUGUGGGAUGCAUUCAAUGAGGGUGAGAGUGAAGAGUUUGCUGAAGUUGAAAAAGAAUUGAAUGCCGAUAUAAAAGCUAAUGGUGGGCAAACCAGAGAAAAUAAUAAGGAUGCUGAUGAUAAGAAAAAGCAAAGUCGACCCUUUCUUACUCAAUUCUUUUCCCCCAUCUUGCUGAAGGCAUUCUCCAUUACUUUCUUUGGGGAGUGGGGUGAUAAGAGUCAGCUUGCCACGAUUGGUUUGGCUGCUGAUGAGAAUCCUUUGGGUGUUGUUCUUGGUGGAAUCAUCGGACAAGCUUUGUGCACUACUGCUGCUGUCCUCGGAGGGAAAAGCUUGGCAACACAAAUAUCUGAAAAAUUCGUCUCACUCUCUGGGGGAGUUCUUUUCAUUGUUUUUGGAAUCCAAUCAUUUCUCUCAUCAGUUGAGUCGUGAAAUUUAAAGAUUCACUAGAGACGAUCAAGAUAUUCGGUGAACAUGGACAGCUUUACAUUGUAGGGGGUAAACAAACUGAUAGGCAGAUCAGUCCAUCAAUUUGAUCCCAAGAAAUUUGGAAAACUGAACUGAGUUUACAUGCUUUUUCGAAUCUUAUCUUUUACAUUCAGCACACUCACCAAGUGUUUAGAAAUACAGGCACUACCAUUAUGCAGUGAUUGAAACAUUGAGUUCUUUUGAAGCCCGGUAGCGCAAAUUGUAUCAUCACAUGCUCAUCAAGAAAAGAUUAGAUAUA
Messenger RNA from Andrographis paniculata, 1188 nucleotides. Its product is annotated as GDT1-like protein 4. The coding region runs from base 204 to 893 and encodes 229 amino acids. Lineage: Eukaryota; Viridiplantae; Streptophyta; Magnoliopsida; Lamiales; Acanthaceae. Gene Ontology annotation, cellular component: Golgi apparatus. The transcript is spliced from 13 exons. Gene Ontology annotation, biological process: calcium ion transmembrane transport; manganese ion transmembrane transport; Golgi calcium ion transport. The record is from RefSeq and is a predicted model, not a curated record. Gene Ontology annotation, molecular function: manganese ion transmembrane transporter activity; calcium ion transmembrane transporter activity.